Molecule: messenger RNA, 313 nt
Organism: Staurois parvus
Lineage: Eukaryota; Metazoa; Chordata; Amphibia; Anura; Ranidae
Source: the annotation of a GenBank genome assembly
UCACCGGGUCCCAGCCAGAGAUUCCCCGCCGUCACCCGGUGAUCGCCACAUAUCACUGACAGGGGAGAGACCUGUGUGUAAACAACACAGGUCUCUCUCCUGCCAGCAAUAACAUGCUGCUCUGAAAUACACACACACUUAAUAAAACCGCACACAGUUAACCCUUUGAUCACCCCAGAUGUUAACCCCUUUCUGCCCAGUGUCAUUAGUACAGUGUCAGUGCUUUUUAUUAGCACUGAUCACUGUAUUAGUGUCACUGGGGAUGUCAGUGGCAGUUAGUCAGUUCCUCCCUAGUUUCAGAAUGCCCGCCGCA